Bacillus rossius redtenbacheri is the source of this 1435-nucleotide messenger RNA. Its product is annotated as molybdopterin synthase catalytic subunit-like. The transcript has 4 exons. Gene Ontology annotation, molecular function: molybdopterin synthase activity. The coding region runs from base 141 to 572 and encodes 143 amino acids. Lineage: Eukaryota; Metazoa; Arthropoda; Insecta; Phasmatodea; Bacillidae. Gene Ontology annotation, cellular component: cytosol. The record is from RefSeq and is a predicted model, not a curated record. Gene Ontology annotation, biological process: Mo-molybdopterin cofactor biosynthetic process.
GUUCUCCUUGGGGUUGAUAAAAGGCAGCGUGAUCCUUGCCGUGAACCAGGUGUACGCAAGUGCGGAUCAGACGUUGAAGUUGAAGGCCGGAGACGAGAUAGCUGUGAUCCCACCAUUGAGCGGAGGUUAAAAGGUACCCCAUGGAUACAGUUAAGUUGCUUAGUACCAAAAUCAGCAUAGAAGAAGUAGCAGACAUUGUCGGUUCACCUUCCUGUGGCGCUACGUCACUGUUCGUUGGCACAACGCGGGACAACUUCGACAACAAAAAGGUAGUCCAGUUAGAAUACGAAGCCUACGAAGCAAUGGCUGAAACAGCCAUGAAAAAAAUAUGUUCGGACAUAAGGGGAAAAUGGGAGGUUCAAAACAUAGCAAUUGUCCACAGACUUGGUGUUGUCCCGGUCAGAGAGGCGAGUGUCGUCAUUGCUGUCUCGUCCCCACACAGAGCAGAAUCUCUUGAAGCAGUUCAGUUUGCCAUCGACGCUCUCAAGUCGCUUGUUCCGAUAUGGAAGAAGGAGGUUUACGAAGGGGAUACAGGACAGUGGAAAUCCAAUCAGGAGUGUGCUUGGACGUAACAUUUCUACCACAUAGUACAGUGAAAUAUCAUUACAGCCUACCAGAAAUAUUCCUCAAUGUUGGUACUUAAUAACAUUGUUUAAUGUUGAACAAAUUUUGAAGGGAGAUACUAUGGUGUGAAAUACCACUGUUGUGUGUUUUUGUUGACUUUUAGGGCAUCUAUAAACCUUUGGUAGAGUAUAUUUUUUAGUGUGUUGCGGCUGUAAUAAUUUUAUUUUAUUGCAUACUGGAUGAUCUUUAUUAGUGUUCUGGACAGCAACACGAUGGGCCUAAGGUUUCAGAUGUUGUAUCAUUUUAGAGGAUUAUUAAAGAUGGGUGAUAAUAGUGUUCCUAUGUUAAACGUAUAAUAGUUUCUUUGUAUUAUGACAUGGCUGUAGAGAACAUUUACAAUUAUCAUAGUAUUUUCUGCAGUGUAUAUAGCUGUUGUUGAAAUGUUACGAAAUUAAGGUUUUCACUUAUAGUGAUAAACUUAAUGUUUUGAAACUUUUAGAAACUUUAUAUAAAUAUGCAUUUGCUUAUCACAAUAUUAUACAAUUGUUUUGUUCCUAAAGAAUAUUUUGUGGCAACUAUGUAAUGCAGUUAAUAAAUGUAGUAUAUUUUUACAAUUUACUCUAUUAUCAUUACAUAUUAUCAAUAUAAAUGUUGCAGAUAAUGAAAAUGCAUUUUGAUACCUUUCUCUAACAUAGAGAGAGUCAUCCUUAAAAUGUUUUCUUCAAGAUACGGGAUCAUUUGAGAAGGGAAAAUUAAAAGAUUUAUUCUGUGGUAAAACACUAAAUGUGUGAGUGGAAAGACCUGUGUUCAAACCCCAGUUUGGCCGUUCUGAUUUUCGUUAACCCUGAUUUCAUAAAAUCAUUCCUUAAUA